GUUCGAAUACUUUUGGGAUAUCAAAUCAAAACGGCGAGUAUAGAUAAAUAAAAUGAAAUCGGACAUAUUCUAUUUAUCCGAUUCUUCGCGUGUGUGAAAAGGAGUGCAUUAUAUAUGAACGAUCACAAAUAAUUAAAAAAAAAAAAAACUGAUCGCGUGGGACACCACCAUGCUUCGCGGUAGGAGCAAGAACAGGCCGGAGAACAACGAGAACAACGAGGGAACGGACGGUAAACAGAGGAGACCGAAAUGCGCUCGUUGCAGAAAUCAUGGUCUCAUCUCGUGGCUGCGGGGUCACAAGCGGGAAUGUCGUUACCGGGAAUGCCUGUGCCCCAAAUGUUCACUGAUCGCCGAACGACAGCGAGUGAUGGCAGCCCAGGUUGCCCUAAAGAGACAGCAGGCUGCCGAAGACGCGAUCGCCCUUAAAAUGGCAAAGGUAGCGACUGGACAGAAGCUCGAUCGACUUCCGCCGGGGAAGAUCUUUGGAAUGUCCGUAACGGAGCCAAAAUCGACAUUGGAUCAAAAUGAAGAUGCAAUUCCUGCUUCGAAGAAGCUCGAUAAAAUUUCCGAGGAUUCGAAGGAUCUUCCAUGUGUGUCGACCAACGAUACUUCUCGUCUUCAAAAUUAUUCUGACGACUUGGAAAACUGUUCGAAAUCCAAAAGCCUCCUCUUCGAUACCAGCAAGCUGGAGAGCUCCAAGCAGUCCAUCCCGGUGUCCCAGACCUCCGUGGAAACUCUAGCUCGCCUCUUUCCAAACACCAAGCUGUCGGUUUUGCAAUUGGUGCUGCAACGCUGUGGCCAGGAUUUGCUGAAAGCAAUCGAGUACUUUGCGAGUGACAAUCUGGGUAUCGUUGAGCCAGCGAUGUCGACCGGUAUCGGUCACGCGUCUUCGGCCUUUCGACCUCCGCAGACGACGAUCAGUGUCGACAGCGGUGCUGGAGAACAACAGCAAUCGAUUUCCGGCACGAUGCUGGCACCAAUCUAUACCAGCUUGUCCAGAAACGUCUACGGGGACGCGGGUUACUGUCUGUUGAACAUCCUGCCGACCGCAGAGCAAUUCGCCAAGGGUACCGAUCUGCCGAUCACGAAAACCGCGGCGGAGCCUCAGGAGGCCGUCGCAUUAAAUUUUCGUUAUAAUAAUUAUUUUACUCCCGUGCAACAAUUGAGAGACGCGCAUUUGUGUGCUCAAGUGGCGGCAGACCGAUUGUCAGCAGCUAGAUCAGCCAGCAUCCUGCAUCAUCUGCCGCCCGCUGUAUUGCCAGGACUCCCUUGUGUGCAGCCGAAUUGUGCGCAGUGCAAUUACAAAUUUGCAUGAACAUCUUGUCUGGAUGAGAAGACAAUUGGAGAUAGAAGAGAGAGAUAUUUAUCUGGGAUCGUUGGAGAAGGAAAUCUCUUGAUGUUGACUUCGUUAAAGAAAGCCUGAUGUCAUAAAACUGAAAAAAAUAUAUAACGAGUUAAAACUUAUCAUAAUUUUUUGGUCGUGUUUAGAAAACUUGUGUUCUUUUUUUAAUUGAAAAAUGAUAAUCACAUUAGAAAGAUAUAAAAAAAAGGGUGAAGGUUUAGAUAUAUGUUGGUAUAUAUGAUUUCGUUAUCAAUUGAUUUUUAUAGUCUAUUGUGCAAAAGAAGAACCGACAUUAUCCAAUUUUCUGCGCAGGAGAAAGAGGAAACAACGCAAUAAUUGAAAAGAAACGCGCAGCGAUCGCCGAACUUUCGAACAAUAGGGGUGGAAUCGCAGCGAAGAUACCAUUGGGGGUAAAUUCGUCGUAUUUGUCGAAGUAAUAGGGCGGCGGUAAUCUAGUUAGAAAUAUUCGAUCCACCAUCGCGUAUAAACAACGCCGCUUGGUCAAUCGUACCGCGCCGCGAGCGAUUUACUUUGGCUUUGGUUUUAGAAGCAAAGAGAAAAUACGCUACGCUGUGCCGUUUCCUCCACCUCCCCUCUUAUUCCUCUCAUCUCAUCUUUUCUCCCUCGGGGAGAUCUCCGCGGCAUCGUGUUUCGAAUUACAAAGCACGCGCGAAGAAAUUUAAUCUCGCUAUCGACCAUUGAAAUGUAAUCCACCUGCUCGCUUGAAAAAUCAGUCGAGACAACUUUUCGUCAUCAUUUUUCAUCACUUCACAACUUUUUUUAUGCUUUUUAUACUACAUUCGAUCUUUUUACAAACAAAACUAAAAAUUGUGAAUGACUGCAUUUAGCGCUUAAUACCUAGCUUAAUACCUGAAUGGACUUGACAUUUUGAAUGCGAGUUAAUUACGGUUCAUUUACAGUCAACGUCGUCGUUAAAAUUAAAAUUCUUCGAAUCUGAAUCAAACUACUGAAUCAAAAUACGAAUGUGAAGGUUCGCUCGUGCAAAGAAUAUUAAUUUUUCCAUUGAAACGGUAAAUAAAUAAUUUUUUGCGUACGUUUUCCACAUAUAAUUUAUAUAUACAUAUAUUUUUUACACGGCUUACGUUAUAUCGCGCCCGAGUAAUAAAUAUGUCUCCCGAAAAAUAUUAAUUUUUUGUAGUCUUAAAAAUAAUUGGAUGCAAUUUUAAUCGUAUAAAUAACAAUGUAAUAACAAAAUAAAGGAAAUAGAAACUAUAUUUUCGCGUUUCCGUCUAACAGUUUUAAAGACAACGCAAAUAUGCUUUUCAGAUAAAUUUGAUUCAUACGAUUAAUCAUUCCAAAGAGUCAACUCCCGUUUUUACGCGAUAUGUCAGACUAAUUG
Cataglyphis hispanica is the source of this 2702-nucleotide messenger RNA. Its product is annotated as doublesex- and mab-3-related transcription factor 3-like. Gene Ontology annotation, molecular function: protein binding; RNA polymerase II cis-regulatory region sequence-specific DNA binding; DNA-binding transcription factor activity, RNA polymerase II-specific. Bases 170 to 1315 code for a protein of 381 amino acids. Gene Ontology annotation, cellular component: nucleus. The transcript has 3 exons. The record is from RefSeq and is a predicted model, not a curated record. Lineage: Eukaryota; Metazoa; Arthropoda; Insecta; Hymenoptera; Formicidae. Gene Ontology annotation, biological process: sex differentiation; regulation of transcription by RNA polymerase II.